GUUAAAUUAGGGGAAAAAAGUUGGAAGCCAUGAAGACGUUUAUUGCAUUGUUAGCUCUCUUGACUGUGGUCUCUGCAGAAGUCCACCAAUUUAAUAUUGGAUACCGACCAAACAUGCGUCAACGUAUGAAUGCCAAAGGAAAAUUGGCAGAAUAUGAAAAGGAACGCAACGAACUUCUGUCAAAGAAGAGCCUUCAAUUGGCAUCAUCCUCGUCCCCAGUUAUUGAUUAUGAGGAUAUGGCAUACAUGGUUCAAAUUAGUUUAGGAAGCCCAGCUCAGAACUUUGUUCUUUUUAUCGAUUCUGGUUCUUCUAACUUGUGGGUCCCAGAUAUCACAUGUGCUGGAGGAAAAGAUGCCACUUGUGGAAGUUACUGUAAAUCUACUCCAUAUGAUGCUUGUUUGACUUUCUGUCAAGAGGAAUGCUGUACCAAAACCGUUGAAGGAGUUAAAGUUCUUUCAACCACUGACGCUUGCCAGUCUAAGCAUCGGUUCAAUUCAUCUCUCUCAUCAUCAUAUGUGACCAAUGGACAAAAGUUUGAUAUGACUUAUAACACUGGAGAAGUGAAGGGAUUCUUUGGAGUUGAUACUUUCUGUUUCACUAACACAUCCGUCUGUGCCACUGGCCAAGUUUUCGGACAAGCCACCACAAUCGGAGAAGCUUUUGCAAAACAACCAGAAGAUGGAAUCAUUGGUCUUGGAUGGCCUGCUCUAGCCGUAAACCAACAAACUCCACCAUUGUUCAAUUUGAUGAAUCAAGGAAAACUUGAUCAACCAUACUUUGUCGUAUAUCUUGCCAACAUUGGUCCAACUUCCCAAAUCAAUGGAGGAGCAUUCACCGUUGGAGGUCUCGAUACAACUCAUUGUAGUUCUAAUGUCGACUGGGUUCCACUAUCCACUCAAACUUUCUGGCAGUUUAAGCUCGGAGGAGUAUCAUCUGGGUCAUACAGUCAAGCUCCAAACUCUGGAUGGCAAGCAGCUGCUGAUACAGCUGCAUCAUUCAUCGGAGCACCAAAGAGUGUUGUUACCAGUCUUGCCAAGGCAGUUGGAGCCACAUAUGUUCCACUUACGGGUGCAUUCUUCAUGGAUUGUGACGCUGUUGUCCCAGAUAUUGUAUUCACAAUUAACGGAAAAACAUAUAAUAUGCCAUCAACAUCAUUCGUUGUAUCUGCUGGACCUGGGCCAUGCAUGUUUGCAUUUUAUGAGUUAACUGCUGGAGGAUUCUAUCCAGCUUGGAUGCUCGGACCACCUUUUAUGCGUGCCUAUUGCCACGUACAUGACAUGAAGAGCGGAAGACUUGGCCUUGCAAAGGUUCUCUAAAUCCAAUGAAUCUCACAUCAACGAAUAAUAAAUUCUAAAAUUUAAUAAAAACUUUACAAUCAAA
Messenger RNA from Caenorhabditis elegans, 1380 nucleotides. It is a transcript of the gene hrg-7, whose product is annotated as Aspartic protease 10. Bases 30 to 1316 code for a protein of 428 amino acids. NCBI's taxonomy places the organism in Eukaryota, Metazoa, Nematoda, Chromadorea, Rhabditida, Rhabditidae. Gene Ontology annotation, molecular function: aspartic-type endopeptidase activity. Gene Ontology annotation, biological process: proteolysis. The record is from RefSeq and is marked reviewed. The transcript is spliced from 7 exons. Gene Ontology annotation, cellular component: extracellular region.